Molecule: messenger RNA, 1517 nt
Organism: Phanerochaete carnosa HHB-10118-sp
Lineage: Eukaryota; Fungi; Basidiomycota; Agaricomycetes; Polyporales; Phanerochaetaceae
Exons: 14
Coding region: 51-1322 (423 amino acids)
Biological process (GO): transmembrane transport
Cellular component (GO): membrane
Molecular function (GO): transmembrane transporter activity
Source: RefSeq, a predicted model, not a curated record
UGAUAUUCUUCCUUUCAUUCUUGGACAAGGGAAAUAUUGGCAAUGCCCGCAUGGCAGGGCUGCAGGAACAGCUUGGGAUGACAAACAACCAAUACAGUAUAGCCUUGACAGUCACAUACAUUCCUUAUAUUUUAAUAGAGUUUCCAACGAAUCUACUGCUCAAGCAUAUUGGUGCUAAUAUACUCUUGCCGGCAAUGGUGGUGCUGUGGGGUAUCGUAACAGCCUUGCAAGGCCUCGUCACUACCUAUUCCGGUCUCAUCGCCUGUCGUUUCUUUCUCGGUCUUUUUGAAGGUGGUCUACUUCCGGGCUUGUCGCUGUAUCUUGCAUCAUUCUAUCCGAGACAGAGGCUGCAGUUACGCAUCUCCAUCUUCUUCGCUGCUGCAUCACUGGCCGGUGCAUUUUCUGGCCUUCUUGCCGCCGCUAUCAUCAAGAUGGAGGGCGUCGGAGGUAAAAAUGGCUGGGCGUGGAUCUUCAUCUUGGAAGGUCUAUUCACCGUGUGCUUCGGAGCGGCGUCCUUCUGGCUGUUGCCUCGCACACCACAAUAUGCGCUCUUCUUGACGUCCGAGGAGAAACAGUACAUUUCCGAGGUGCUGCAAGAUGACGGUGUCGUUGCGGCAAACGCUUCCGAAGACGAGUUCAGUUGGCAUCAUGUCAUCGAGACGUUCAAGAAGCCGCACGUGCUGGUCCUCACUGUUGCCGGCUUCUUCAAUGGUUCCACGCUGUCCGGCCUUGCGUACUUCGCGCCCUCUAUCGUGGCGAGCCUCGGGUACACGAAAAAUCAGGCACAGCUCAUGAGUGUGCCGCCUUUCGCAGUCUCUUUCGUCCUGUCCAUCGUGACCUCUUUCCUGUCCGAUUUCUACGGCCGACGUGGUCUCACCAUUACCUUCUUCGCCUUGAUCAGCAUCGUCGGCUUCGCCAUGUUCCUCGGCUCCGCGGACGACAGCGUGCGGUACGGCAGCCUGUUCUUGUUGCUGCCAGGCACGUACUGCGCUGCGCCGCCACUCGGCGCGUGGGUCGCCAACAACGCCGCGCCGCACGCGCGCCGUGCGACCGCCCUUGCGGCGCUCACCGUCGCGACGAACACCGGCGGGAUCCUGAGCACGUGGCUCCUCGGCGCGCUCUCGCCGCCGCCGCGGUACACCGCCGCGAGCGCGACACUACUCGCGUUCCAGGUGGGCAUCUUGGCGUGUGCGCUCGCGAAUGUGCUCUAUCUCUCCGCGCGCAACGGGCGCAAGCGUGUGGAGAGAACGCACCUAGGCGAGAGACGUGAGAAGGUGGGUGUCGUUGGGGAUGACAACGCGUGGUUUGAGUACAAGCUGUAGGAUCGUGCGUCGUGCAUACGUGCUAUUGUCGCUCUUUUAGCCUUCCUAUUGUAGUUGUAGGAUUGUCCGUCGUGCAUGCGUCGUCGUCGCUCUUUUGGCAUUUUUGUUGUUUUCAUGGACUUCUUGCAGACUUGCAGCUGAAUGUGAAUGAAACUGUCGUUUGCUGUAAUAAUAUAACAAUCUUUGAGGUUUGGC